This is a messenger RNA of Hordeum vulgare subsp. vulgare (domesticated barley), 1490 nucleotides long. RefSeq names its product BTB/POZ and MATH domain-containing protein 1-like. The record is from RefSeq and is a predicted model, not a curated record. Gene Ontology annotation, biological process: protein ubiquitination. Gene Ontology annotation, molecular function: protein binding. The transcript has a single exon. Lineage: Eukaryota; Viridiplantae; Streptophyta; Magnoliopsida; Poales; Poaceae. Bases 193 to 1254 code for a protein of 353 amino acids.
CCCUCCUCCAAAGUCCAAACCCUCGUCUUGAUCCUUGUCCCCAAAAUCUCGCCGCCGCCGCCGCCCCUGUGUUCCGUCGCGACGCCACUCCGCAGCUCCCCCUCGCGACGUCGCAACACCACCUCUCCCAUCGCCCGGCCUUAAUCGAGAGUUCCAACCCGCCACGUCCCCGUCCUUCCCCCAACUCCCGCAAUGGCAGCUUCGCAUAGUUCAAUGGCGAGGGUGCCGUCGAGGUGCAAAGCAGAGACGGCGCGGGCCACGGUCACGUUCGAGGUCGCCGGCUAUAGCCUGCUCAAGGGCCUUGGUAGAGGCAAAUUUCUCAAUUCUCCGGCAUUCACCGUCGGCGGCUACGAAUGGUGCAUCCGCUACUACCCCGACGGCCACGAAAGCCUGGGCGAGGCGGGCGAAGGUUACGUCUCUGUCUUCCUCCAGCUCUUGACCGAGAACGCCGAGGCGACGGCGUUCUUCAACUUUUGGCUUGUGCUGCCGGUUGGGGGGAAGUCGAUUGUGGUGCACUCCGGCCAACCGCCAGAAGUGUUCGACCAUAGAUGGCCAGCUUGGGGCGUACCAAAGUUCAUGAAGAGGACUGCUGAAAUAGAGUCGCUGUACCUGCGGAAUGAUUGUCUCGUGAUCGAGUGCGAAGUCAGUGUUAUCAAGGAAACAUUCGAGGUCCAUGUUCCGCCGUCCGACCUUUCGGAUAAUCUUGCAAAAUUACUGGAGGGGGAGAAAGGAGCAGACGUGACUUUCAAGGUUCAAGGGGAGGUUUUUUCUGCUCAUAAGAUUUUGCUCGCGAUGCGGUCGACGGUUUUCGACGCGAAGUUCUACGGGCCUAUGGGGGACAAAGAGGCACAUGACAUAUCUAUCGACGACAUGCAGCCUGCUGUUUUCAAGGCAUUUCUUCACUUCAUCUACACUGAUUCAAUGCCUUCAAUGGAUAAUCUUGAUGAUGAUGACAGAAGAGAAAUGGUUAAACACUUACUCGUGGCUGCCGACAAGUAUGCCAUGGAAAGGAUGAAGAUGAUAUGUGAAGGCAUGCUAUGCAAGAGUCUUGAUGUUGAGACUGUGGCGACCGUAUUAUCUCUGGCUGACCAGCAUCAUUGCACUAACCUCAAAGAUGCUUGCAUUGAAUUUAUGCUCUCUUCAAAUAGAAUGAAUGAUGUGAUCGCAAGCCAAGGUUAUCUGCACCUCAAGAGAUCUUCUCCUGAUCUCAUCGUGGAUGUGUUGGAGAGAGCAGCUAAGUCCUGCAAGAUUUAGUGCGCCAACAUGGCAUGAGCUACUGCUAAUCCUUCAGUUCUGGUAGAUCCUUGGAGGCACAGGCCUUGUGUUGGACUGGAGAAAGCAACUAAGUCUUGCUAAAUUUAACAUCCUCGUCCUGGGUUAGCUUCCAUCUAGUAAUGCAUAGCCACCUGAGAUCUUUUGGUUGAAGCGAGUUGGUUUUGUAAAAUCUGUGUCUCCUAUGUAUUGGUUCGCCUGUCUGAUAUAAGUAUAUA